Molecule: messenger RNA, 2304 nt
Organism: Fusarium fujikuroi IMI 58289
Lineage: Eukaryota; Fungi; Ascomycota; Sordariomycetes; Hypocreales; Nectriaceae
Exons: 1
Coding region: 1-2304 (767 amino acids)
Biological process (GO): carbohydrate metabolic process
Molecular function (GO): alpha-L-fucosidase activity
Source: RefSeq, a predicted model, not a curated record
AUGGACCAAGGCGAGUCAAGUGGCACAGGCAAAGCCAUGCUCUUGCAUUAUGCCGCCCCCGCAUCUUCGUGGUCUGAGGCUCUUCCCAUUGGCAACGGGCGGCUGGGAGCUAUGGUCUACGGGCGAACGUCGACCGAGCUGCUCCAACUCAAUGAGGAUUCUGUUUGGUAUGGCGGCCCUCAGGACAGAACACCACGCGAUGCGCACCGUCAUUUAGCUACUCUCAGGCAACUAAUCAGAGAAGAGAAGCACAAAGAUGCUGAAGAUCUUGUGAAGGAGGCUUUCUUCGCUACGCCAUCGAGCAUUAGACACUACGAGCCACUGGGCCAAUGCAAUAUUGAGUUUAAUCACCAAGAGAGUGAAGUGACCGAUUACACACGGUAUCUGGACCUGAACACUUCUCAAGUCACAACAAGUUACAAAUGCAACGGCAUAGCAUAUCGUCGAGAUAUAAUUGCCAGCUUUCCAGACAGUGUACUCGCCACCCAAGUCCAAGCAUCCGAAAAGAGCCGUUUCGUUAUCCGCUUGAAUCGACAGAGCGAGAAUGAGGUAGAGACCAACGAGUACCUCGACAGCAUCUUCGCGCAAGACUCACGGAUUAUUCUCAAUGCAACACCUGGCGGCGCAAAUAGUAAUCGCCUAUCUCUUGUUCUUGGAGUUUCCUGCGAGCCUAGCGAUGGGACCGUUAGCGCAGUCGGAAAUUGCCUGAUUGUGGACGCGACAAGAUGUGUUAUCGCGAUUGGGGCGCAAACUACGUUCAGAAAAGAUGACCCCGAAAGAUCGGCUCUUUUAAAUGUUGAUGAUGCUCUCCGACGACCAUGGGAUAUUCUCAUUCGCCGCCAUCGAUGUGAUUAUACCAACCUCUUCGGCCGAAUGUCCCUUCGAUUGUUCCCUGAUGCGAACCAUCUACCAACAAAUAAGAGGAUCAUCAGCAAUAGAGACCCGGGUCUAGUCGCCCUGUAUCACAACUACGGUCGAUACCUGCUCAUUUCGUCCAGCCGAAACUCUGAAAAGGCUCUACCGGCAACAUUGCAAGGAAUAUGGAACCCUUCAUUUUCACCGCCCUGGGGAUCCAAGUUCACCAUCAACAUUAAUCUCCAAAUGAACUAUUGGCCAGCUAUCCCAUGCAGUCUCAUCCAGUGUGCUAUACCACUCAUCAGCCUACUCGAACGCAUGGCUGAAAAAGGAAAACGAACAGCCAAGACGAUGUACAACUGCAAAGGAUGGUGUGCUCAUCAUAACACUGAUAUAUGGGCUGAUACAGACCCCCAAGAUCGCUGGAUGCCUGCGACUAUCUGGCCACUCGGAGGAGCCUGGCUAUGUACUGAGGUUGUCAGGAUGCUCAUAUAUCAGUACGAGCCGACCCUGCACUGUCGCAUAGCUCCAAUCCUCGAAGGCUGUGUUCAGUUCCUUCUUGACUUUCUAAUCCCAUCUGCUUGCGGCAGAUACUUGGUCACCAAUCCAUCCUUGUCUCCAGAAAACAGCUUUGUGUCCCAGUCAGGAGAGACGGGAAUCUUCUGUGAAGGGUCUGUAAUCGAUAUGACAAUUGUGCGCAUAGCGUUUGAGAGUUUCCUAUGGAGCAUCAGUAUCCUCGAUCCCGACCAUCCACGAAGGAACGACGUCAUCGCAGCUCUCGAUAAGCUACCGCCCAUGUCACUCAAUAAAGAUGGGCUCAUACAGGAAUGGGGCCUGAAGAACCACAAAGAAGCUGAACCAGGGCACCGACAUGUAUCGCAUCUCUUUGGGCUAUAUCCCGACGAUUCAAUCAGCAUGGACUCAUCGCCGCUCCUGAUCAAGGCUGCGAAAAAGGUCCUUGCUAGGAGAGCGGAGCACGGAGGAGGCCAUACAGGUUGGAGUAGGGCAUGGCUACUAAACCUUCACGCACGGCUCCGAGACUCGCAAGGUUGCCAAAACCACAUGGAUCUGUUGCUGAAAACGUCGACAUUGCCAAACAUGCUAGACAAUCAUCCUCCAUUCCAGAUUGACGGUAAUUUUGGCGGAUGUGCUGGGAUCUUGGAGUGCCUGGUCCAGUCUACACUAAGAUCCGAGCCGUCGAGACAGGUCGUUGUGAUACAUCUGCUUCCGAGCUUACCGUCGUCUUGGGAAGGUGGGAAGUUGAAUCAAAUCAGGGCUAUGGGAGGUUGGCUUGUUUCUAUCGAGUGGAGGGCAGGCAUGCUUGUAAAGCCUCUGCAGGUGGAAGCCACUGUGAUGCAAGCUCCAGACGCUCUCGUUGUGUUUCCUAACGGGGACAAGGUUUAUGUGUCAAGUAAGAAAGCAGGCCCACAAAGUAUAUGGCAUAAAUGA